Ahaetulla prasina is the source of this 2791-nucleotide messenger RNA. RefSeq names its product solute carrier family 35 member D2 (gene SLC35D2). The coding region runs from base 160 to 1167 and encodes 335 amino acids. Gene Ontology annotation, cellular component: Golgi apparatus. The record is from RefSeq and is a predicted model, not a curated record. Gene Ontology annotation, molecular function: GDP-fucose transmembrane transporter activity; antiporter activity. The transcript is spliced from 12 exons. Lineage: Eukaryota; Metazoa; Chordata; Lepidosauria; Squamata; Colubridae.
CAGCCGCGUGGGUGGGGACAGACAAACCGGGUGCGAGCUUCUUCCUGUUCUGCCUCGUUUCCUUUAGCGAGGAAGGGCUGAAGUCGCCCUUUGCCUGGCCGGCGGGGAUGUCAUUUCGUGUGACCGGCAGAUGGCUACCUGUUGCACAGGUGCGAAACGAUGAAAGCCGCCAAGAAGCCGGACCAGGAGCCGGUUGCAUCUCUCCCUGCCCUGUCCUCGCUGCCCAAGCUGCUCUCCGCCCUUUUCUAUGGGACCUGCUCUUUCUUGAUCGUUCUGGUAAACAAGACAGUGCUGACGGUGUACAGAUUCCCAUCUCCAAUGUUUCUAGGAGUAGGACAGAUGGUAACCACUAUUCUCAUCUUAUAUGUGUCAAAAUUAAAUAAAAUCAUUCAUUUCCCUGAUCUUGACAAAAGCAUCCCUAAAAAGUUGUUUCCACUUCCUCUGAUUUAUAUUGGAAAUCAUAUAAGUGGAUUAUCAAGCGUAGGCAAGCUAAGUUUGCCAAUGUUUACAGUCCUGAGGAAGUUUACCAUUCCUCUUACAUUAUUCCUGGAAGUUAUUAUUCUUGGGAAACGCUUUCCCUUGGGCAUUAUAAUCAGUGUGUUUGCAAUCAUUUUGGGGGCCUUGAUAGCAGCAGGAUCAGAUUUAGCUUUCAGCUUGGAAGGCUAUGUUUCUGUUUUUCUGAAUGAUGUCUUCACAGCAGCAAAUGGUGUUUAUACCAAACAAAAAAUUGACCCUCAGAAUCUGGGAAGAUAUGGAGUAAUUUUUUAUAAUGCCUGCUUUAUGGUAAUUCCUACAGUUCUCAUCAGUUUUUUCACUGGAGAUUUCCAGCAGGCCGUGAAUUUCCAGCAGUGGACAAAUGUUUUAUUUGUCUUUCAGUUUCUUCUUUCUUGUGUGCUGGGGUUUCUUCUGAUGUAUUCUACAAUUCUCUGCAGCCAUUAUAAUUCUGCUCUAACAACGGCAGUAGUUGGUGCUAUAAAAAAUGUGUCUGUUGCUUAUAUUGGCAUGCUGUUUGGUGGAGAUUACAUGUUUAAUAUGUUGAACUUCAUUGGACUCAAUAUCAGCAUGGCAGGAGGGCUGAGAUAUUCAUUCUUGGCAAUACAGGGACAGGACAAUCCUGAAUGUCCCUCCAUAGAUGAGGAAAAAGCAAUUCCAGGUUCCAAGAGCUAACUGAAGCAGACAACAUGAAAAACUCUAAAGAUGCCAAUUUAAGCAAACAUAUUUCCUUGGACAGAAGAUGAUAAUUGAAACAUAUAAAAAAUGCACCUGAAAAAACACUUGCUAUAUCAAAGCAAUCUUCAACGUACACAAAAUAGUUUGCAAGCUUUUGAGUUUCCAAGAAUUGUUCGUGAUUAAAAAUCCAAAAAACAAUAUUAAGGGGUAUAUAAAAUGUGACCUUUUUUUUAGGCUAUGUCUGUAAUGGGCUUCAAAUGGUGUGUGAUUUUUAUUUAUUUUUUUGCAGACAUUCAAAAGCAUUCUGUCUGGUACAAAAGUAGCAUUAAUUAACUUGUACCAAAAAAUUUAGCAUACUAAAAAGCAGAGACAUCACCCUGCCAACAAAAGUGUGUAUAGUCAAGGCUAUGGUUUUCCUAGUUGCAAUGUAUGGCUGUGAAAGUUGGACCAUAAGAAAGGCUGAGUGCCAAAGAAUUGAGGCCUUUGAACUCUGGUGCUGGAGAAGACUCCUGCGAGUCCCUUGGAAUGCAAGGCGAUCAAACCGGUCAGUCCUAGAGGAGAUCAACCCUGACUGCUCUUUAGAAGGCCAGAUCCUGAAGAUGAAACUCAAAUACUUUGGCUACCCAAUGAGAAGGAAGGACUCACUGGAGAAAAGUCUAAUGCUGGAAAAGAUUGAGGGUAAAAGAAGAAUAGGACGACAGAGAAUGAGGUGGCUGGAUGGAGUCACUGAAGCAGUAGGCGUGAGCUUAAAGGGAUUCCAGAGGAUGGUAGAGGAUAGGAAGGCCUGGAGGAAUGUUGUCCAUGGGGUCGUGAUGAGUUGGACAUGAUUUCGCAACUAACAACAAAAACAGCAAAACCAAAAAUUUGCUAGGAAGUAGAAAAGAACAAAUAUUUGUUGGUCUCCCUUUUUGAAAUACAGUAGAAAGCUAAAGUCAAAAAUAGAAACAGCAGCUAAAGUCAAAAAUAGAAACAGCAGACUGAUUGUGUUUUGUAAUUUAAACUAACUGUAGCAAGUUUUGUAAUAGAUAGCAGGAGUCAAGGAAUCUUCACUGAGAAUCUAUAGGAUUGGACAAUUUAAAUGAGCCUUGAGUAAUCCAGUCCUCCUGUUGAUACCCUAGAUGUUGAUAUAAAUAGAACACUUGUAUUAAUGGAUUCCAGCCAUUAUCUUUAUUUUGACUAUGUCUGGAUUGUAGGCUGCAAAAUAUUGGUGACUCACUAAUCUUUUGAAUAUGCCUCUGAUUCUUAGAAAGAUCUGUACACUUCUUGGCCAGCCUGAAUUAUGAGGCUUGUCCAUCUCUCAAAGCAAGGCAUUGUAUGAGAUGUCCUUCUAGUUCCACCAAUUUUGAUAAUCUACGGGAAAUAUAACUAUGUGUCAUUUGGAGAGGCAGGAAUAGUCUUUUUGAGUCAAGUGAGACUUGCUAGAAAACUACCCAUUCUCUUUUAAAAGCCAACUAGGACCUCAUAAACAUUCACAUCAGUUUGUCAGUGUCUAGACCACUUGUGGUAACUACAGACCUCUGAUGCAUUGCCCAUUGGGUAAUCUACAGAUUGAAUGUACAUAAUCUGUAUCUAAAGUAGCAACUAUAGGCUCUGGUUCUUUACUUCCACGACUAUCAUUGUG